CCACCCAUACAUUCCUUCUAGCCAAUAAGAAAUCCGAUGGCGAUGAAGACUACCGCAUAAUAUUCACAAUCAAAUACUUCCACUCAAAAUGGACUCAAGAUCGCCGAAACGCCGCCGCAUCUCUCGCGAACCCGCCGACGAUCAGGGUCAAGAACAAGAACAAGACAACGCUCGCGAUGCACCCAGACUGAGCCCCAGAUUAACGCGAGCGCGCCGUUCAUCAUAUGCGUCACCAACACGAGCCAGCUUGGCGCGAACUGAUCCGGAAGGCCUGGAACAGCGAGACAACGAAACGCGAGAGCGCCAGCAACAACGAGCAGCAGAGGCGGCCGCCGCAAGAGAGGCAGUGGCGGGUGACAAUAGCCAACGCACAGAUGCUGCUGAAUUAAGUCGUGGCCGACAAGCAGCUGCGACAGAAACUCAACCGCCCACUGCUUCUAGACGCGCCUCAUCUCGAGCAGUAGCGGCUGCUCCAUCCCCAGCCCGACCAAAUCCUCGACCAUUCCCUCCUCCAGGUCCUCCCGAUGAAGACCCAUUCCUGCCCCGUACCUCACGAGCACAGCCAAAUACCGGCAUUACGAUACCUAGACCCCGCGAACCGUCACUUCCCCCAAGCAAUCCCGACUCCAUUACAUCCACACCCCCAAAGGGCAUCCACAGCAGUCCGUCAAGAUGGCGGUCGUCGCGGCGCGGCAAGACGCCAAAGAGCUCGCCACUGAAGCAGUCACCUCUUCAAGCUCGAUCUCAAGCUAUGAACGACAACAUGCAAAGCCCAUCGGCGCGUCGAUCCCGAAACGUUCUGGUGCAGCCUGGCCAAGAUGAGAAUGUAGAUCUGAAUCCCAAUGUCGACCCAGCGCGCAAGAUUCCCAACCACGACCCAGCAAAACGUAAACAACGCGACAAGCUGCAGCAGGAAUAUGAGCAACUACAGCGAGACUGGCGCAUAGCGAGUGCCGAAAACCAGCGCCUGCUGAGACUCCAAACUAGUGGUAGAAGAGUUGCAGCAACCAAUCAGUCCGCUAUUCUAGAUCUCCUGCGCCGCCACCUGGUCCCGGCUGAUCUGCUGGCUCAGCCGCCACAAUCACAGCAACUUUUAAUGGCAGCAUUAAAUCCAAUGGGUCUUGUGCCCUUUGGGACUGCGGAUACAGAGAAUGCGACGAAUGAGGAACUCGAAAGUCUGGCCAACAUCAAGUCGCAUCAUCCUGUCGUAAUGACAUCGGAGGAAGAGCUACCAUAUCUGCAGCUCUUCAGCCCGUUUGAAAUCACAACUACUAUUGCUGCCGAAGCAAGAACGGCUGACCAACCGUUCCGUCAGCGUCGCUUAAUUAACAUCCGCUCCCGAGAAUCACCACCGCUUUUCCACUCUCGUAUCGAGAUGACUGUGAACCCGAUGUCACUGGAAAUACUGGAGCUUGAUGUCCCAGCGAUGGACCCAGCAGCAAAGCAAGAGCUCGGCCCGUUUGCCGAGAAGAUAUGUAGCGGGAGAUGCAAUCGCAGCAUGCAGCGCAAUGUUGGCGUGCUCUCCUGGGCCAUGGGAGAGUGGCAUCGCAUCGCUUUGCAACGUGCGGAAGGCUGGGCACGUUUGGAGAAAGAGCUCGCAGACAAGAAUGCAUUUUUUGAUGCGGCAGCAAAGCUGCGAACUGGCAAGAGAAGACUACAAGAGAUUGACGGACCAGAAUCCGCAUCAACUGCACCGCUCAACAAUGCCGACAUUAUUAGGUUUAUGGGGCAGCAGGCCUUUGAAAUUGCCGUUGACCAAGAUGGUGACUCAAGCUCUGCUGCACAUAUUCGCCUGGAAUGGGUCAUUGGAUUUGACUGGACUGGCGAAGCAGAGAGCAAGAUUUCUGCCUUGUUCGGCGUCCCUGGAAAGUGGCGCAAAGUUGACCGGCGUGGCAGCUUGCGAAGACUCCCUAAACUCUUCCAGGAUUUGGUCAAUGGCGGGGAAACUGUUCAUCUUGCGGCCCGCAAGAUUGCCGCACUCAUGAUGGGCGAGUAGCUGUAGCUGUAGUCGCUGGCUGUGUGGGAGAUGUACGAUGUUAUGAUUUUCUCUUAUUUGCAUGAUGAGACGGCACGAGUUUAGCUGUCCAUUGUUUGAUGGUUUGGGUUGGCGUAGGAUACCCCCCUCCAUGGCACCUUCAAAAGGCGUCUUCUGGGAAUAUAUAGUUACUUCACGGCGCAAGGGUUCUGAAUGAGAGAGUGUUUACAAUUUUGAAGAGUUGUUAUUAUAUUAUCGCGUUGCAACGUGUGAUUCAAGUAGGCAAUUGUUGCGUGUUGCGUCGAGGCUCGCACAUCUUGGGGAUAUUAUUUCUGCAGCACGUCGCCUCCCUAUGUUGCAACCCAUUUGUCCUUUUUUAUACCGCGCCAUCUUCGUACGUCAUUCGAAUCGUUUUCGAUACCGUGGCAUUUAGUCGACAUCGACGCCGAGCUUGCGCAGGUCGACCUUGGCAGUUUCAAUCUCGUCCAUCAGCUCCUUGUGCGCCUCGGGGACAUCGUUGAAGGUAAGAAUGCCGAAGCCGAGACGGAAGAGAAGAAGAGCGCCAAAGGAAACGAGAGCCCAGAAGGGAAG
Molecule: messenger RNA, 2566 nt
Organism: [Torrubiella] hemipterigena
Lineage: Eukaryota; Fungi; Ascomycota; Sordariomycetes; Hypocreales; Clavicipitaceae
Source: the annotation of a GenBank genome assembly